AUGGGUGGAUCUCAAUAUUACCAAGAUACGGUGUCCUCCAUCAAAGCUUAUCAGCGCCGAGCCGAAGCGAAAAAAAAUUGGACAGAACCGACCGAUAUCCCGAAUACAGUGAUCUCCUUCGCCGAGGAGGAAACGGCAGGAAUCGAUAGACCACACAACGAUCCACUGGUGAUCAAACUGAUGAUCAGGGAUCACGAUGUAGCGAGGGUGCUCAUCGAUACUGGGAGCUCGGUAGACGUCAUUUUGAGGGAGACACUCAGAAGGAUGGGAAUCGAUCUCUCCGAGGUGACGACGAUCCCCAAACCUCUAACCGGAUUUUCAGGAGAAACAACGAUGACUAUGGGAACAAUUAGGCUCCCUGUGGUAGUUGGCGGAGUCACUAGGAUCGUCGAAUUCUGCAUCACCGAUCACCCAGCAAUCUACAAUGCGAUUAUGGGAACUCCAUGGAUCAACGCGAUGAGGGCGAUCGCGGAGAGCCACGAAACGCGCACCGAGCCGGUAUGUGAUGCAGUGGACUCGGUGUGCAUAGACGAAGCGUGUCCAGAACGAUGCGUCGAAAUCGGAGCCAAACUAGAAGAACCUCUGAGAAGCAAACUUCUUUCCCUCCUCAAAGAGAACAUCAACACUUUUGCAUGGACAGCGGAAGAUAUGUCGGGCAUAAACAUCGAUGUGACCUGUCACGAGCUGAACAUGGACCCAUCCUUCAAACCAAUCAAGCAAAAAAGAAGGAAGCUCGGACCCGAACGAGCUAAAGCAGUUAACGACGAAGUGGAGAGAUUGCUCAAAGUAGGAUCAAUUGCCGAGGCCAAAUAUCCAGACUGGCUUGCGAAUCCAGUGGUUGUGAAGAAGAAGAACGGCAAGUGGCGGGUCUGUGUAGAUUUCACUGACCUCAACAAGGCGUGCCCAAAAGACAGUCCCUCUACCGCACAUCGACCGGCUCGUCGAAGCCACUGCGGGAAAUAG
This is a messenger RNA of Eutrema salsugineum, 963 nucleotides long. RefSeq lists its product as uncharacterized. NCBI's taxonomy places the organism in Eukaryota, Viridiplantae, Streptophyta, Magnoliopsida, Brassicales, Brassicaceae. The coding region runs from base 1 to 963 and encodes 320 amino acids. The transcript has 2 exons. The record is from RefSeq and is a predicted model, not a curated record.